UGCCGCGUGCGCCCCGGCCAGGCGGAGGGACAGUCAGGCCUUCCCGCCCUGGCCCGGUGAUUGAUCAGCAGCGGUUACUGAGCCUCUUAAUGGUUCGCUUGGGUGGGAAUUAAUUCUGAGAUGGAUAAAUAAUGCACUGAGGUUUACAUAGUCCAAGGCAAGCCGUCGGUCCGGAGCCAGGAAAGGCAGCCGAGGGAGCCUUGCUGGUGACGCCAGCGGCCAUGGGGGCCCGAGCGGGGCAUGAGGGGCAACUGGGCCAGAGGAAGAGAAAAGAGAAGUGGAUGACAGCAUGAUCGGCCCAGCGAUUCCAUCCAGGAGGCGGCAGGAACAUGCUGAGCCCAAAGAUGAGGCAAGCCAGGAGGGCCCGCUCCAAAAGCCUGGUGAUGGGGGAGCAGAGCCGGAGCCCUGGGCAGCCACCCUGCCCCCGCAGGCUGGGCCCCGUCCUGAAGGCUGGCUGGCUGAAGAAGCAGAGGAGCAUCAUGAAGAACUGGCAGCAACGCUGGUUCGUGCUGCGUGGGGAUCAGCUCUUCUAUUACAAGGACAAAGAUGAGAGCAAGCCCCAGGGCUUUAUUUCUCUACAAGGGACCCAGGUGACUGAACUUCUUCCUGGCCCUGAGGACCCGGGAAAGCACCUCUUUGAGAUCAGCCCAGGUGGUGCCGGGGAGCGGGAGAAGGUGCCGGCCAACCCCGAGGCGCUCCUGCUCAUGGCCAGCUCCCAGCGGGACAUGGAGGACUGGGUGCAGGCCAUCCGCCGGGUCAUCUGGGCCCCGUUUGGCGGAGGGGUCUUUGGGCAGCGCCUGGAGGACACAGUCCACCACGAGCGGAAGUAUGGCCCGCGCCUGGCACCCCUGCUGGUGGAGCAGUGUGUGGACUUCAUCCGGGAGCGCGGGCUCACCGAGGAGGGCCUCUUCCGCAUGCCUGGCCAGGCCAACCUGGUGAGGGACCUGCAGGAUUCCUUCGACUGUGGGGAGAAGCCACUGUUUGACAGCACAACAGACGUGCACACGGUGGCCUCCCUGCUGAAGCUCUACCUGCGGGAGCUCCCCGAGCCUGUGGUCCCCUUCGCCAGGUAUGAGGACUUCCUUAGCUGCGCCCAGCUGCUCACCAAGGACGAGGGGGAGGGAACUCUGGAGUUGGCUAAACAAGUGAGCAGCCUUCCCCUGGUCAAUUACAACCUGCUCAGAUAUAUCUGCAAGUUUCUGGAUGAAGUUCAGUCCCACUCAGAUGUCAACAAGAUGAGCGUCCAGAACCUGGCAACUGUUUUUGGACCUAAUAUACUUCGGCCACAGAUAGAAGACCCAGUGACCAUCAUGGAAGGCACUUCUCUGGUGCAGCACCUGAUGACCGUCCUGAUCCGCAAACACAGCCAGCUCUUCACUUCGAGGACCACGGAAGGGCCAGCCUCCCCACGCGGGAGCCCACCAUGCACCGUGGGAUGGGGCUCUGAGGAGGUCACCAGGGACAGCCGGGCAGAGCCUGGCAGCCCCAGCGCCCCCGGCCUGCCCUCGCACAGGACCUCUUCUCUGGAUGGGGCUGCCGUGGCGGCAUUCUCUAGAACCUCUUCCACGGGCCUGGGUAGCCGAAGCAGCCCUGCUGCCACCAGCCCUGGGAAGAAGGUGCAGACUCUGCCCAACUGGAGGUCGUCCUUCCGGCAGUCAGGGUCCCGGUCGGGGAGCCCGAAGGUGGGCACCUCAUCCCUGGAGGUGCCCAUCAUCUCCUCUGGAGGGAACUGGCUCAUGAACGGGCUGUCCUCCCUGCGAGGCCACCGCCGGGCCUCAUCGGGAGACCGGUUCAAGGACUCAGGCUCCGAGCAGAGACUCUCCACCUACGACAACGUGCCCCUGCCCAGCCCCUUUCCCAGCACACCCAGCGUGGCCAGCAUGCCAUGGUCUGGGGCCUCCUCCUGCGAGGCCUCAGCCAGGGGCUCGGUCAGCAGCUGCACAGCGUGCAGGGCCAGUGACUCCUCUGCCUGCAGCUCCCUCCACACUGAGGGGGCCCUCGAGCCCUCCCCUGUCCCCAGCAGCAGCGAGGAGUGCAGAUCCCCAGACCUGGACCACGGCCUGGACAGGGUGGGCGCCUGCAUCAGCAGCAGCGAGCCCAGUGACCCAGGCAGCCCCACCCAGGACCUUGCCCACCGUACUGAGGCUCUCCAGGGCCUGGUCACGGAGCUCAGGGCAGAGCUGUGCCGGCAGAGGACUGAGUACGAGACGAGUGUGAAAAGACUCGAAGAAGGUAGUGCUGACCUGAGGAAACGAAUGUCACGGCUAGAAGAAGAACUAGACCAGGAAAAGAAAAAGUACACAAUGCUGGAAAUAAAGCUGAGGAACUCGGAGCGGGCACGGGAGGAUGCAGAGAAGAGGAACCAGCUGCUGCAGAAAGAGAUGGAGGAGUUUUUUUCAACCCUGGGAAGUCUGACUGCUGGGGCAACAGGCGCCAGAGCACCGAAGUAAAGGAGUGCGGGGAGCUCGCUGCUGCUGCUCAGCUUGCCCUCCCUAACCUCCUGCGGCCUCAGGAGGAACCAGAGCCUCUGCAGCUUGAACCUGGGCCUCAGUGGUGCCAGGAGAUCUGGUGCCAGCUGGAGAGAGCAGUCCUGACACCCCUUGUUGGGCGCCCGAGCCCCGCUCUGGAUCUGGAUGCUGCUCUGAGUAGGGUGUGGCAGGCGUCAGAGGGGACAGUCCCGUGGCUGCCCAAACAGGUGGCACCUGCGAUCUGAGUAGCUCACCGGGACCUUUUUGCAUUCUUUAUUAAACUUGCCCUGAAAGCA
This is a messenger RNA of Eubalaena glacialis (North Atlantic right whale), 2764 nucleotides long. It is a transcript of the gene ARHGAP22, whose product is annotated as Rho GTPase activating protein 22. The coding region runs from base 330 to 2450 and encodes 706 amino acids. Gene Ontology annotation, molecular function: GTPase activator activity. The record is from RefSeq and is a predicted model, not a curated record. Gene Ontology annotation, biological process: activation of GTPase activity; signal transduction. NCBI's taxonomy places the organism in Eukaryota, Metazoa, Chordata, Mammalia, Artiodactyla, Balaenidae. Gene Ontology annotation, cellular component: focal adhesion. The transcript is spliced from 10 exons.